Hirsutella rhossiliensis is the source of this 1185-nucleotide messenger RNA. RefSeq names its product initiation factor 2 subunit family domain-containing protein. Gene Ontology annotation, cellular component: eukaryotic translation initiation factor 2B complex. Bases 1 to 1185 code for a protein of 394 amino acids. The transcript has 4 exons. Lineage: Eukaryota; Fungi; Ascomycota; Sordariomycetes; Hypocreales; Ophiocordycipitaceae. Gene Ontology annotation, biological process: translational initiation. Gene Ontology annotation, molecular function: translation initiation factor activity; guanyl-nucleotide exchange factor activity. The record is from RefSeq and is a predicted model, not a curated record.
AUGCCCCGCCAUCUGCACCGACAACGGCCCUCUCAACCGUGGCUCGCCAAGGAGGGGCCCGCUGACUCAUCGCAAGCCCUCAACACCUGCAAAGUGACGGCGGCCUUCCGAUUCUUCUGCAGCCUCAACAUCACAUCCCAUCGCGCGCAGCCCAGCCCGUCGAGGCUCGCAUCUUUGAUCAUGGCUCCGAAAGACGCCGCAGCCGGGUCGUCGAGUGAGCUUCCGGUUCGCAAGCCGCUGCCGUCGCCCUCGACCGACUUUGACAUCGUCGCGACCUACCGCCGCCUCCUCGCGUCCGACCCCCACCAGACCAAACCCGUCGCCGCCAUCGAGUCCCUCAUCGCCCUCCUCAACACGGUCCCCUCGACCACCGUGUACGAGACGCUCGAUACCGUCAAGCUGCACUCGGACCGGCUCAAGGCCUCGGUCGCCAACCCCGUGCCCCUCACCGCCGGCACCGAUCUCUUCCUGCAGUACCUCGUCGCCUCGCUUAAGCAGCAGGACGGGAGCUUCGACGCCGUGCGCCAGCACCUCGUGCGCAACGGCCGCCUCUUUGCCGAGCGCGCCAUAGCCGCCCGCAACGGCGUCGCAGAGGCCGGGUGGCGCUUCGUCGGAGAGGACAAGUGCGUCCUGACCCACGGCGCCUCCAGGUCCGUCACGGGCCUGCUGGAGCGCGCCGCAAAGAGCCUCAGCGGCAAGUUCAGGGUCGUCUACGUGCGCGACGAGACGCGCGUUCAGGAGAGCGACCGCGUUGUCAAGCAGCUGCGCCACCUAGGCAUCCCCGUCGCCGAGAUCCCGGAGUCGGCCAUUGCCCACGUCAUGGGCCUGCUGCGGCGUGUGCACAUGGUUUUUGUCGGCGCCGAGGCUGUCACGCAGAACGGAGGCAUCAUCUCGCGCAUUGGCACAUUCCAGAUUGCUCAGCUGGCUUCAAAGGCGAAUAUUCCCUUUUACGUCGCCGCCGAGACGCACAAGUUUUCAAGAAAGUUUCCCCUCGACCAGCGGGACAUAGGCUUCAAGCAGAAUGUUCUCGAUUUCAGCAUAGACGCCGCCAGCAAGCAGCCCGAGGACGCCGUCGACUAUACGCCACCCGAGCUCAUCACCAACCUGGUGACGGAGAACGGCGUUCACUUGCCCGGCUACGUAUUUGAGCAGCUCCUUGACAUCUACGGCAGUCUUAAUGGGUGA